Messenger RNA from Gossypium raimondii (Peruvian cotton), 1507 nucleotides. RefSeq lists its product as uncharacterized. The transcript has 3 exons. Bases 216 to 1349 code for a protein of 377 amino acids. The record is from RefSeq and is a predicted model, not a curated record. NCBI's taxonomy places the organism in Eukaryota, Viridiplantae, Streptophyta, Magnoliopsida, Malvales, Malvaceae.
CUUAAGGGUCUAAUUUUGAUUUUUCAAUCAAUUCGAUAGAAAUUUAAAAAGGAACAAUUAGUUUACCUGUUCUCAAUGUUCUAGAUUCUUUAAGUUUCGAUUCAACAACAAAAAAAAAUGGAGUAUGGAAGAUCGAAUAAGGGGGAGUGAUGAAAUUAGGGUAAUGAAAUAGGGAAUUUGUGUUUUUAAAAAAGAAGGAAAUUUGGAAAUUGCAGAUGGAAAGAGAAAGGUGUAAUAGCAUUGCCAAUGGAGAUUACAGUUACAGCGCGAAUGGAAUAUACAGUGAAAUUUGCAACGAUUACAGUAUUUUAGAGAAAGAAAGGGAUCAAAGUUCGCCGGAUCCGUCGUUACGGGGUAAUGGUUACAUUGAACAUCCCGUUUCCCGGUUCGAUACUAUGGCCGGCGUCGCCAUCAAGUACGGCGUUGAGGUAGCUGAUAUAAAAAAGAUGAACGGUCUGGUUACAGAUUUUCAAAUGUUUGCUCUUAAGUCAAUUCAGAUUCCUUUACCAGGGCGGCAUCCGCCGUCGCCUUGCUCGUCAAAUGGUUGCGAAGCAAUAGGACAAAACAAUGUGAACCAAACGACGGCCCAACAUUUGCCUCCCGAUUUGCUCGAUUCGUUCCAGUCGUUGAAAACGACUCAUCGAAGGGUCUCUCCUGCAAUGUCAUCAUUGCAAGGUUUCUAUGCCCUUAAAUCGACAGAAAGAAAUACGGUACCCGAAGGUUUCGAGAUGGCGGUAUACAGGAAAGGGGAAACUCAUUUUCCGGACGAUAGUCCGUUCUUGAAACCCUCCUCUGCUUCCUACCCAUCUUUGAAGCUUCAUCGGAAUUGUAAAAACAAAGCUAAUGCAUUUUUUGAUGAAAAUGGUGAAGUCGGAACCAAUGUCAUGUCUGUUGUAGAAGCUGCUAAAGAAAGUGAAGAUAAGUCGAAUGAGAAACUGUUCAAAAGGCGGCCAAAAUCGGAGGCCGACUGUACCCCUGAAAAGCUAUUGGAAGAUAACACCAGCACCGGAGGGUUUUCCACGAUAACAUCGAAAGGCUUGGCACUAAGAACCAAAGCAGCAAGCCGUACUAAUUUAUUAAUCGAUGCCGAGGUAGGGUUCAAUCCCGCUUCAAUAGGUAUCGGAGACGGUUUCGUGGUUGAUAAAUUUUCUGCAGUGAGGAAAUCAUAUAGUACGUCGAAUUUGCAAGAUCAAGAUGGUAGUACUAGUUUAUCAUCCCCCAUGACAGCGCCUAAAUGGAGCCGGAAGCCGGAUUUACAACCACUUUCAACCGCCGCCAUUACAGCAUCGUUUUUUGACGGAUUGUCGAUGCCAAUGUCCGCUCGUAAAAACAAAGCCGCUCUCGAUUAGCUCCCUAUCAACUUCACCAUAUUCCCCAGCUACAUCUCAAAUUCUUUUACUACAAUUGAGCCUCCUAAUAGCGGAUAAGUAUAUAUUAAUGCUGAAUGUACCCAAGAGGUCCAGACUUGAUCAAAUUAAUCUUUCUAUUUUUAAAUGAAGCAAAUAAU